GGAACAUAUAAUAAUUAAAUCGUCGAGUAAUAGACGUUCACCGGAAAGAAGGACCUAUGCGCAGAGAGUUGCGCGAGUGGUUGCCAACAACAACAAAAUAAUAAUUUUUUUACGAAUAGAGGUUUACCAAAAAUUCUCAAACAAAUCUAUCACUACAGUUUAAAGUUAGUUAAACAAGGAAAGCUACAGAAUGCCGGCCGGGAAUCCAGAUGAGCCCUACUACUGCUCCCAGCAGAUCAACAUUCCUCCAGCUUUACCAGACAUCCUUAAACAGUUUACUAAAGCUGCCAUCAGAACGCAGCCCACAGAUGUCUUAGGAUGGUCAGCAGCAUAUUUCAAGGCAAUGAGUAAAGGAGAGACUCCCCCGGUGAAGGAGAGAUUGGAGAUGCCAGUAGCCACACAGAAAACCGACACAGGUCUUACUCCUGGUCUUCUUAGGGUGCUCAACAAACAGCUUGGACCAAAGAAAACUGUUCAACUCAGAUUGAUCGAGGAGAAAUGGAUGGACCUGGCUUUACCAAAAGAACAGUUUGAUGACUUGGUUAGAAUUGGAAGUUUUGGUGGUGAAAUUGAGUGGAACAAAUUUUUUGCACUGGCAUGUUCUGCUGUAGCAGAGAAUAUCACAGCGGCUAUGAAGACAGUAUGCGAGAUUUUAACGGCAGAUCCCGAGGGUGGCGCAGCAAGAAUACCUUUCCAAUUGUUUAAAGAUAUUUACACUUACCUUGCACAGAUAGAUGGAGAAAUCUCACAAACACAGAUUAAUGAAGUCUUUACAUAUUUACAAUAUGAUGUGGAUAAACAAGACAAGUAUGUGUUGCCUAGAAACUUUUUGAGCCCAGAGUGUCCUAAAAUGGGGUCAUGAAUUACUGCAUUUUGUGAUAGACAUUGAAAUGUUUCAUAUGUUAAUUAAUGAUUUCUAAUGUUGAAUGUUUGUUACAUGCUGUUAUCUAAUAGGCAGUUUGAUUGAUUGAUGGAUUUAAAUUAUUUGAACAAUUCACUAAAAAACUUUAGACAUUUGAGACCUACUAGAAAUGACCAAUUAUUGUUACUUGUAUGUGGUUAACGAUAUUUGGUUGGUAGAAAAUUUCGAAUAAAGUUUAAAAUAUUUGUUUAAAAGAUUAUGUUUUUUAUCUGCAAGCAAAACGUUUUGCAAAAAAUAUUUACAGAAAGACUUGAAGGAAUUACAGAGAUAAAUGUAUGAUAAUUGUGAUUUUUAUGGAGUUUGAAUCAAAUAUGUAAGAAUAUAGAUAAUUCUUGUGCAAGCUUUUACUCUCUGAUAAUGUAAGCAUUAUAUGUAUCUUUUCAUCGAUGAAAUAAAAUAUAUUCUUUCA
This is a messenger RNA of Ruditapes philippinarum (Manila clam), 1331 nucleotides long. RefSeq names its product ropporin-1-like protein. Bases 191 to 862 code for a protein of 223 amino acids. Lineage: Eukaryota; Metazoa; Mollusca; Bivalvia; Venerida; Veneridae. The transcript is spliced from 6 exons. The record is from RefSeq and is a predicted model, not a curated record.